This is a messenger RNA of Selaginella moellendorffii, 2365 nucleotides long. RefSeq names its product cell division control protein 48 homolog C. Gene Ontology annotation, cellular component: nucleus. NCBI's taxonomy places the organism in Eukaryota, Viridiplantae, Streptophyta, Lycopodiopsida, Selaginellales, Selaginellaceae. Gene Ontology annotation, biological process: ribosome biogenesis. Gene Ontology annotation, molecular function: RNA binding; ATP hydrolysis activity; preribosome binding. Bases 1 to 2256 code for a protein of 751 amino acids. The transcript has 10 exons. The record is from RefSeq and is a predicted model, not a curated record.
AUGGCGGGGGGCAGAGGCAGCGCCUAUUUCGUGGAUCCGCUCCUGCUGCCUCGGAUCGAGCAAUACGCGCACAACAACAACAUCAAUCACAUCGACAACACGGUAGAUUAUCUCCGGCGAUCUUACAGGGAGUACCAGCGGAAGCAGCUGCUGCCAUUCCGGAAAUCCGUGGAGCAAGCGGUGCGCAUCGUAAAUCAGAGCGGGGAGAGCUCUGAAGAGAGCGAAGGGGAGGAAGCGGCGGCAUCAUCGCAAAAGAGCUCGCAGAAUCACAGGCCUAUGAUCUUCCUGGACACUCCAGUAAGUGGUGGAGUGUCCGGUCCUUUGACAGUUGCUAGAACACCGAAUAGCAGGAAGAGAGAGCGAGAGAAAGAGGAGGAAAAUGCCGAUAAGAAGCGGAGCAGUGUGGUUCCUCCCGAGAAAAAGGAUGGAAGGCAGCCAAAGUUCGCAGGGGCGACAAUGCCGCAAAAUGUGAGCUUCAAAGAUUUUGGAGGCCUUGGCGAUGCCAUGGACGUGAUCGUGGAGUUCAUAUUCCCGGUGGUAAAUCCCGACGUGGUUGAUGCGGUGGGGAUGGAGCAUAUGAAAGCUUUGCUUCUUCAUGGACCUCCUGGCUGUGGAAAAUCUCUGCUGGCCGAGGCCAUUGCGAAUGAAGCGAGCGUUCCCUUCUUCAAGGUGUCAGCUCCAGAAGUUGUGUCUGGAACAUCAGGUGAAUCGGAAGCAAAGCUAAGAACACUGUUUUCCGAGGCUUUUAGAGUCGCCCCAGCCAUCAUAUUCAUCGACGAGGUCGACGCUAUUUGCUCCAAGAGAGAGUCUGCUCAAAGAGAGAUGGAGCGGCGGAUUGUGACGCAGUUGAUGGUCUGCAUGGACGAGAUUGAUUACGCUCCACGAGGCUCCGAAAGUGAAGGUGGUGACAGUAACAAGCUGAGGCGCUUGCUCGUGAUAGCAGCUACAAACCGGCCUGAAGCUCUGGAUCAGGCUCUCAGACGACGUUUCGAUCGCGAGAUCUGUUUGAAGGUGCCUGAUGAGAAAGCUAGGCUGCAAAUAUUGACAGUCCUCGCCAGCAAACUUCGCCUUGAUGGAGAGUUCGACUUCAAGGCCAUUGCAAGGCGGACGCCGGGUUUUGUCGGUGCGGAUCUGAAAGUUCUUACAAAAGAAGCUGGAGUUGCGGCUAUCAGGAGGAUUGCUGCAAAGAGGAAGGCAGCGCCAGCGGAAAACGAGGCUGAAAAUGUGUGGUGGAGACGUGCUUGGACUCCCGAAGAGCUCCAAGAACUGCGGGUUACAAUGGACGACUUCGAGGUUGCUAUAAAGAAGGUAGUGCCAUCCACAAAACGAGAGGGGUUCACGGAGAUUCCAAAUGUGAGCUGGGAGGAUGUGGGAGCUUUGGAAACUGUGCGUGAAGAGCUCGAGUUUUUAAUCUGCAGCCGUGUGAAGCAUCCUGAGGACUACGAGACUUUAAAUUUCUCGGACAGUGGAUUUCUUUUGUAUGGGCCGCCUGGAUGCGGCAAGACUUUGGUUGCAAAGGCCGUGGCCAACGCUGCUGGAGCCAACUUCAUCUAUAUCAAGGCGGGCGAGCUUUUUAACAAAUACGUUGGUGAGAGUGAGCGAGCGGUUCGGCAGCUGUUUUCUCGUGCCAGAGAUUGCUCGCCUUGCCUCAUAUUUUUUGACGAAAUAGAUGCAUUGGCACCAGGCCGUGGAAGCGAAGCAAAUGCGGCGACUGACAGGGUAGUGAAUCAGCUUUUAGUCGAGAUGGAUGGUCUGGAGCAGCGAAAGUGUGUAUUCGUGAUUGGAGCGACAAAUAGGCCAAACAUGAUCGAUACUGCGUUGCUCAGGCCGGGUCGUCUCGGCAAACGCAUCUACAUCCCUCUCCCAGAUGCUCAAGGACGAGAAUCAAUUCUCAGAGCUUUGUUGCGAUGCUUGCCUCUAGCGGCGGACGUAGACAUGGCCGCUAUCGCGCAGCACGAGCUUUGCGAAGGCUUCACAGGAGCCGAUCUCCAUGGCCUUGUCCAGGAGGCAUGCGGCGUCGCUCUGCGCGAGAGGAUACCACUGUGGCGUGCGAGCAACGGACAAGCUCCGCAAAGCGGGGUUACACUCACCCAAAAGCACUUCGCGGAGGCUCUCAAUCGAGUGGAGCCUUCCGUAUCGGCCGGGGACUACUCCAAAAAUUUUCCAAGCUCCAGCCAAGCCGAGUCGCCGAAAACCAAGAGAAGAAAAAAGAAGAAGACGACGAAGGGAACAGUCCGGCUAGUAACACACUGUUAAACUAGAACUUUCCUGGGAGCCGUUAGAUCAACGGCCAGAUGUGAUGGACGGCCACGAUUCGCGAUGCUGUUAAAAUACGAAAGGGCUGGACUUUUUCUCCGCCAUAGCC